This is a messenger RNA of Candidula unifasciata, 726 nucleotides long. NCBI's taxonomy places the organism in Eukaryota, Metazoa, Mollusca, Gastropoda, Stylommatophora, Geomitridae. The record is from the annotation of a GenBank genome assembly.
CUCAGAAACUUUGAUCCUUUUCUGCUGCUGGAUGAGUUUAAAGGGAAGGCACCUGCUGGGUUUCCUGAUCAUCCACACCGUGGCUUUGAAACUGUAACCUACAUGUUGUGUGGUGAGACAGUACACCAGGACUUCAUGGGCCACAAGGGACGAUAUUCAAGCCGGAGACCUGCAGAAGAAGCCCAAGGACUUCAGCUGUGGGUCAACCUUAAGAGAGCAGAUAAGAUGAUCCCGCCUUCUUAUCAGGAGCUCUUAGACAAAGAUAUCCCGAAGGGUGAAAAAAACGGUGUCAAGGUCAAGGUCAUUGCUGGAGAGGCUUUUGGCAUCAAAUCUCCAGUCUAUACACGAACUCCUACAACUUACCUGGACUUUAAAAUGUCAGCUGGCUCACAGUUAGAACAGCCUGUCCCAAAAGAUUGGAACGCUUUCGUUUACAUCCUUUCAGGAGAAGCUUGGUUUGGUCCUGCUGGCAGUGAGAAGCUGUGUAAAGCACAGCACACUACAGUUUUCAAUAAUGAUGGAGAAGUAGUCCGUGCACAAAAUAAGGGAUCAGAGGUGUGUCACUUUGUGCUGAUUGCUGGGCAACCAAUCGGGGAACCUGUUGUACAACAUGGUCCAUUUGUGAUGACCACUCAGGAAGAAAUCAGACAGGCCUUCGUUGAUUACCGAAGUGGACAGAAUGGAUUUGAGAAUGCCUUAAGCUGGAGUUCGGAUGCAGUAAAAUAA